AGUUAGCAAGGGCCAGAAGAAGGCGAUUGCAAGUCAGCGCAAAUUGCUACUAGUUAUGGAUCAGAAUAACACUGGAAGCAACAACGGGAAUCAAGGACAAGGCGGACAGUGGAAUGGAGGAGCACCAGGGUGGAAUGGAGGAGCACCAGGGUGGAAUGGAGGAGGGGGAGGUGGAGGUAACGGAGGGAACUGGGGUCCACCACCAGGAUGGGGGAACUACGGCGGAUACCAGGGAGGAGGAGGGAACGGCGGCUGGAACGAGGGAGGAUGGGGGAAUGGCCAAAGGCAAACAGUGAGAUGCUUCAACUGUGGCCAGUCCGGGCACUACGCACGUGAAUGCCCGAUGCGUAGGCAAGGAGGAGGGUUCUACCAAGGAGGAGGGGGAGAAGGAGGAGGAGGAGGAGGGUUCGGAAUGGGAAAUGCUCUCGGAGGCCGUCCCUCGAACGGUGUAAGGGCUACCGCACCGGCGGUACAGGCUGCGACACCUACCGUUGCUCUUAGUAAAGAGCUGGAAGAAUCCUUCGGAGCCAUGACAACGUUUUUUAAGUUAUCGCUAGACGAGAAGAACAAAGUUGAAGCAGCUAAAAAGGAGGAGGAAGAUCGGAGGAAAGAGGAAGGGGCGCGGCGGAAACAACUUGAGUUGGAGAAAAUUGAGAAGGAGGAUGCGAAGCGCAUCGAACAAGAGAAGAAGCAGGACAAAGCAAAGAAGGAGGUUGAUAGAUUGUGGGACAUCCGGAAGAUGUUCGGGGAACAACGAGUAUUUCUACGCAAAGAAGUUAAGAAGGCGGUCAACGAGGAGAUCACGGAUAUGGUUAAAAGCGGAGGGAAGAAGCUUACCGGGGAUGAUGACGAAUGGGAGGAAUGGCCAGAAGACGAGGAGGAGGAUCACGAGGCGGAGGAGGAGGAUCAUAUGAACCGAAGAAGGAAACGAGCCCCGACCCAACAAGGUGGCACUGAGUCUAGCCCUCCGGUGGAGACACCUCCUAAGUCGGCCAGAGGUGGUACGUCUAGACAGCCUGUGUUUGCGGUUGUAUCUCCUGUAGAACCAGAGAGGAAAACGAGGGGCAGACCGAAGAGAAAGGAGACGCAGUCACUGAUCUUGGAUCCUUGGGCAGGUGCCUUUUGCUCAGUUGACUUCAAUAGUAAGAUCAGUUACAAAGUGGCUAUCGUCAGAUACUUGGGAAAUAAGGUGUGUCCAGAGUUAAAAAUGAUGUAUAGGAAGGAAGGGAUCGAAUGGAGAGCAAGGAAGGAUGAGGCGGUGGAGGAACUUGCGGAGCUUCGUGUGAUGCAGAGCGUUUUCGAGGUUGCAUCUGUGCCAGGGGGAAGGGUGCCACGUGUCUCCGAGCCCGAGAUUAGGGUCGCGAUUGUGGCCGACCAUAAGGAACGGGCAGGGGGGGUUGAGUAGAGAAGAUGCUUGGGUGUUCUUGAAUGAAAUCAGCCGGAUUAG
Messenger RNA from Chara braunii, 1447 nucleotides. The record is from the annotation of a GenBank genome assembly. Lineage: Eukaryota; Viridiplantae; Streptophyta; Charophyceae; Charales; Characeae.